UUGAUUCAGUUCAGUUCAGUUGAGUUCAGUUCAGUCGCGGUCGAACCACCACGAGUGAGCUUUCGUUGAUUCGCGCUCCUCGGCGGGAAGCUUUCGCCGGGGCUGCGAGCUUUCCGUUUUCACAGAAAAAUCAGUGAGUCGACCGACAAUCAGCCCCGCUUCGCUCCACUUGAUGCUUUCAGAGCGAAACCACGCUCCAGUGCAGAGCUUUUUCACAAAAGGAGACGAAAUCGAGAAAAAUUUAUCCAACUGCAAUCAUGGAAUAAAUAAAUGUUUAUCAAUAAUACUAAAAGCUCAGUUCCAGUGUUAGAGUGGGCAAGCUUUUCAGUGAUUUACCCUGAGAAAAGUAUCCAUUUCUCUAACUUAAAUCAUGGAAUAUUAUAAUAUAACUAAAGUAUCAAAGUGGGAAAGCGAUUUUUCGUGAUUUUCAGAUAGUGCAGAGUGAAGGCAGAAAUAAUUAUAAUUAAUAAAUAAUCGAAGAAGGUGAAGCCAUAUUGAAAAUACAAGUUCAAUGAGGCAUUCUCGAGUGGCCUGGUUAUGUACGAAGGAUAGAUUUUUUCCUUCAACUAGGCGCAGAAGAAGGCAUGAUUGUUCAGUGCAAGUGCUUUAAUUUUAAUCAAAUAUCGUCCGACAGUGCGGUAUCAGAAUUCAAGUUUUUUACUAAAAAUUAUCAGUUUUGUGGUUGUUGUUGGUGCAAUUGCAUUUACAUUGCGAGAAAGUCUCGCGAAAGGGAUCGAAUUUGCAAAAUCAAAGAGAGAGAAGACUGAGAGAAGAGAUCAUUUUCAGAUAAUACUUCUUCCACCGGACUUUUGAGGCUUUUCAAUAAUCUACGGCAUUUUCCUUCCCCAUGAAUUCAAGAAAUUUGGAACUUUCAUUUUCGUAUUCAGCGGGAAGUACAUCUUCCUACAACUAGAUCCUCUCUCUCCAGGAUCAGUCAAUCUCUCAGCUUCAAGAAUCUCUCAUCUUCCGAACAUGAAAUCCUCAAUAGUUCGUCAGAGUUCGUCAGUAACUUAACUCUCAAAUCCAAAACUCAAGCAAGAUUAGAAAAUCAAAUGAUGUCAACCAGUCCGGUGCCUUCUGUCUCCUUGAUCAUCAGCAUGGCUCUUCCAGACAGAUUCUCAACUUUAGACCCCGGCAGAAACACAACAAACACCAACAACAAUACAAACAGCAACAACAACAGCAGCAGCAACAGAUUAGACGAAAUAGAACUAGAAGAAGUGGAUCUGCCAAUCGCAAUCCUGAAAGGCUGCAUCCUCGGUUCAAUAAUCCUUUCCGCAAUUUUUGGAAACCUCCUGGUGAUGGUCUCAGUAAUGAGGCACCGAAAACUGCGGAUAAUAACAAACUAUUUUGUUGUCUCAUUAGCAUUGGCUGACAUGCUAGUAGCAAUGUUUGCAAUGACUUUCAACACCAGUGUUCAAGUAACCGGCAGAUGGCUGUUUGGCUACUUCAUGUGUGAUGUUUGGAACUCUUUAGAUGUCUACUUCAGUACGAGUUCAAUCCUUCAUCUGAUGUGCAUUUCAGUUGAUCGUUACUAUGCAAUAGUGAAACCACUAAAGUACCCAAUCAACAUGACGAAAAGAGUAGUUGCUUACAUGCUGCUAGCCUGCUGGCUUUCACCAGCAAUCAUAUCAUUUGUUCCAAUCUUCAAUGAAUGGUACACCACCACCGAAAAUUCAGCUUUCCGUCAUCAGCAUCCGGACAGGUGUGAAUUCAAGGUCAACAAGGGCUAUGCGAUUUUAUCAUCAAGCAUAUCCUUCUGGAUUCCUUGUACAAUCAUGUGCUUGACUUAUUUGGCUAUUUUUAAGGAAGCCAAUCGUCAGGAGAAACAGAUGCACAGCCGCAUGGGAAAUGCGAUGCUGUUGAGUCAUCGACCAAGCAAGGAUUUAAACAAUGGUGAAAUUAAUAGUGGGGGAUCUUCGAAAACGUUGACGUUAAACGAGAUCAGUACGGAUCAUCUUCAUACUCCGACGAAGGAUAAAAAUAUGAUGAAGAUGAAGCGCGAACAUAAAGCGGCGAGGACUCUUGGCAUUAUUAUGGGGACUUUUAUACUUUGCUGGCUACCAUUUUUCUUGUGGUAUGUCAGCACGAGUUUGUGUGGGGAUGCUUGUGAAACGCCGAAUGUUGUCAUUGGGUUGCUUUUCUGGAUUGGGUACACGAACUCUGCACUCAAUCCGCUGAUUUAUGCGUACUUUAAUCGGGACUUCCGGGAGGCGUUUAGGAAUACCCUCCAAUGCGCUUUUUGUUCAUUGUGCAGGAAUGAACCUUCGGAUUUAGAGGCUCUUGACUUCAGAAGGCCGUCGUUAAGGUACGAUGAGCGAACGAAGAGCAUAUACUCCGAGACUUAUCUUAAGAAUAUCGACCGUCGAAGAUCGAGCGAAUAUGGGAGCAGUCUUUGAGAAGAAACCAAAUUUAGAUUUUAAGAAAAAUCCCAAUCGAAUCCAAAUCCUAGAACCUAAGAAAAAAAAUCUACAUUAUGUGAAACGAAGGAGAAGAAGAAGACGAUGAAGAAGUUUUGCCAAAAUAAAUAUUCGCGAUGUGUUGCGCAUUAGCUUAUAAAUAAUCGUAGCUUUAUAAAUUAUAAUAAAUAAUAAAUAAUAAUUAGCCAAUUAAGCAAGGACGCGUUUCGCGAAAAAAGGAGCUAGGGUUUAGCUCUCUCUUCAUCGAAACAGGGUGAUGGGCUCAAAUUAAUUAAACAUUUUUUCAUAUAGCUCUUUUCAAUCUUUUUCAUCUUUUCAAUCUUUUCGAUAUUUUCAAUCUUUUCAUUCAUGUCAAAUAAAACCCUGUUUCGAGAAAAUUACCCGUUAUGCUCAAUGGUCCUGACUGUGGGGAUGAAUCAUUCAAUUUCUUUUUCGAAUAAAUUUUAAUAUUUUUAUUUCAAUAACUUUUACCAAA
Messenger RNA from Belonocnema kinseyi, 2895 nucleotides. RefSeq names its product octopamine receptor beta-2R (gene Octbeta2R). Gene Ontology annotation, molecular function: octopamine receptor activity. Bases 1053 to 2399 code for a protein of 448 amino acids. The transcript is spliced from 5 exons. Gene Ontology annotation, cellular component: membrane. Lineage: Eukaryota; Metazoa; Arthropoda; Insecta; Hymenoptera; Cynipidae. Gene Ontology annotation, biological process: adenylate cyclase-activating adrenergic receptor signaling pathway. The record is from RefSeq and is a predicted model, not a curated record.